UUUUGAACAUUUUCGGGAUGGAAACUGUAUAAAUUUUUGAUUUUUUUCUCCGAAAAUCGAUAAAUUUCGAUAAAAACCCUAAAAAUCGCCAUUAUCCACGAUGCUAGCCCACGAUUUCGUCAAAAAAGACGACAGAAACUUCACUCCAACGCAAUCUUCGAGAUCAGCGUCAUAUUUCGUUGUGCUAGUGCUCACCAAAAUUCUACGAUGUAUUGGAGUCUUUUUCGUGGAUAUUCUCGCGAAAAGCUCGCAUAUUGUGAAUCUUCUGUGGCUUUGUAAAAUAAUAUGUACAUGUAUCCUAUUCCCCCUGCAAAAGCCUCUUUCAGCCGGAAAAUCACUGAAAAGAGGCAUAAUGCCCAUGGUUUUGAAGCUUUCCCUGAUGAAUAGCGUUAUCGAAGUAUUCUGGUUUUAUGGAAUCACACUUUGUGGACCAUUACGGAGUGUUCUUGUCUUUGAGCUCAGUUCAACUGUGCUUUUAUCGGCGGUUGUCUCAUUUUUCAAGGGCGGAAAUAUGUCAACUCCCUCCAAAACACGUGGAUUUUUCCUGUUAAUUGUCGGAUUUGUGGCGCUUUUCCUUAUGGAUAGAGACGGAACUAUUGAGGAUCCACAUCACACCACCCACGCCCACCACAGUGGCCUCAACCACCUCUUCUAUCAUUUAAUUGGACUUUUCGGAAUGGCUGAUCAUAAAGGAGGUCUAUGUAUUCUGCUAAUCUCACUGCUUCUCCGUACCGGCUACGAGACGUCUUUCCGGCAUUUAGCUGUAGAAGUUGGCGGUGCAAAGAGGCUUCACACACUUGUUACGGCUGGAAGUGCUGUCUGCCUAACGCCUGUAGCCGUACUAUCAUGGGCUCUUUCCUCAAGCUCCGGAGCUUCGAUAGGCUAUUUCCACUACGCUGCUCUUCUCGUAAUCAUUGCUGUAUUUGUGUUUGUACUCGAUUUCUACGCUGAAAGUAUAUGCUUCCAACACGUUGCUGAUCCAGUUAUGGCUGCAGCUCGUUGGUCCUCUGUUACCAUGUUCUCGUGUGCAUUUGGGCUCGCAUACCUUUGGUAUGGAAGCCAAAAUCUCGGAGAUCAUGCGUUGACUGGCGGUGUUUCGAUCACUGUUGUUUGCUUUAUUUUGGCCUCAAUCUCGCUGACACACUCGAAUCAGCCAAAACACCGAGGUGGUCAUUUCGUUGGAAUCUCGAAUACAGGACUACCAUUAUUCACGUAUGGAGAAGCUUUCCUGCAGAGAACCUCCAAAUCUUUGAUGCUUUUUAUGAAGGAAACCCUAAAUGAAAUCCUUAUGAACAACGAUUCCCGUCGGAUAUUCUGGUUUCUUUGUGUGAAUCUUGGCUUUUGCGGAGUCGAAUUUCUCUAUGGAUUCUGGACGAACAGUUUAGGAUUGAUUUCUGACGGGUUUCAUAUGCUAUUCGAUUGUAGUGCACUUGUCAUGGGACUUGUUGCGUCGGUUAUGGCACGGUGGCCACCUACGAGACACUUUACAUUUGGUUUUGGACGUGUUGAGAUUCUCUCCGGCUUCAUCAAUGCCCUAUUCCUAUGUGUUAUCGCGUUGUUCAUCCUUAUUGAAGCACUCGAACGACUCUUCGAUCCACCAAACAUCAACACUGAUCGUCUUUUAUUCGUCGCAAUUUCCGGACUUAUCGUGAAUCUAUUCGGAAUGUAUUCUCUCGGAGAACACGGACAUUCUCAUGGUGGUGGAUCGAGUCAUGGUCAUUCCCAUGGUGGAGGUGGUAGUCAUGGACACUCUCAUGGUGGAGGAGGAAAUGCGAAUAUGCAGGGUGUAUUCCUUCAUGUUCUUGCCGAUACACUUGGUUCUGUAUUUGUGAUCAUUUCGACGUUACUUAUUCAAUGGUUCGGAUGGGUUUGGGUUGAUCCGUUGUGUUCGUUGAUCUUAUCACUUCUGAUCAUUGGAUCAGUGUAUCCAUUGUUGGUUUCAUCGAUUAGUACGUUGUUGCAAGAUGUUCCGGAGGAAGAGGAGUUCGAGUAUCAUAUUAAUGAGAUUUUGGAGAUCGAGCACGUAGAAUCGUAUUCAAAUGCACACAUGUGGCAGCACAAAUCGGAUAUCAACGUGGCAAGUGUACACGUUCAAGUGAAAGAAGAAGCGAAUGCACAAAUGAUUCGACACCGUGUCUCGAAUAUCCUGAAGAGCACUGGAGCCACCCACUCAACUGUACAAGUUGAGAAAAAGACAUUUGCACACAGGAUACAACAAGUGUGUCCUGGAUAUAAAGCUGGUUAUACGGUAGUCCGCGGAAGUGUGAUAAGAGAGAAGAAGCAUGAUCAUUCACAUCACCACGGGCAUUCACACGACGAUCACAGCGGACAUCAUCAUUAAUUUAUUCCAGUAGUAUUUUUUUUCUUCUGAAAUUCACUUAUUUAUAGUCAUUUUUCCCCUUUUUUUCUAGUGUCUUUGCUUUACAUUUCGGGAUAAUUUAUUGUGUUUUUGUGUGUUUUUUCCCUUUUUUUCUCCCCCAAAAACCACCCCAAAGUUCCUUCAAAGAGUUAAUGAAAUUAAUUUAUUUUU
This is a messenger RNA of Caenorhabditis elegans, 2530 nucleotides long. It is a transcript of the gene slc-30A5, whose product is annotated as Proton-coupled zinc antiporter SLC30A5. The transcript has 9 exons. Lineage: Eukaryota; Metazoa; Nematoda; Chromadorea; Rhabditida; Rhabditidae. Bases 101 to 2341 code for a protein of 746 amino acids. The record is from RefSeq and is marked reviewed.